AUGGCCCGGCAGAGAUUCGUGAGUAGACGAGGUAAUUCAUCGAAUGUGUUCUCUGACAACGGGUCCACUUUCGUCGGUGCACAAGAGGAGUUGGGCAACUGGUUAAUGCGGCUAGAUAAAUGCGCCCUGCAAGGUCGCCAUCUGGAACCCAAUGGCACUUCAACCCACCCUACAGCAGUCACCGCGGAGGAGUUCGGGAACGGCUUAUACGGUCGGUGA
Messenger RNA from Echinostoma caproni, 219 nucleotides. NCBI's taxonomy places the organism in Eukaryota, Metazoa, Platyhelminthes, Trematoda, Plagiorchiida, Echinostomatidae. The record is from the annotation of a GenBank genome assembly.